Molecule: messenger RNA, 2309 nt
Organism: Electrophorus electricus (electric eel)
Lineage: Eukaryota; Metazoa; Chordata; Actinopteri; Gymnotiformes; Gymnotidae
Gene: dapk3
Product: death-associated protein kinase 3
Biological process (GO): protein phosphorylation; intracellular signal transduction; positive regulation of apoptotic process
Cellular component (GO): cytoplasm; nucleus
Molecular function (GO): protein serine/threonine kinase activity; ATP binding
Source: RefSeq, a predicted model, not a curated record
CCCAACAAAUAAACAUUAACGUGGAAUCCUCGGACAUUUCUAACUGGCCUUCCUUUUAUCAUUCCUUUCGCACUUUACUGAACAUAUUACAAUGUAACAAGCGCUGGUAUAAAACUGUCAUAUUAGACAUGUUCACAAAACAAGUUUAAGCAUCAUCUUUAAUAACUCAAUCACAACAUCUGGUCUCCUGAGUACAUCACCACACCGGCUCCGUAAUCACAUUGCGGAGGAAUCACAAUGACGUCAUUCCAAAAGACUGCAACCGGAAAAAAGCGUCGACAGAGAAAUGAGAGACCUAUAGAAAAUUGUUUCAGGAUACAAGUGUGGAUUGACUUUGAGGUCAGUGAAUUAUGGCUGGGUUCAGACAAGAGGAUGUAGAAAAGUACUACGAAAUGGGCGAGGAGCUGGGCAGUGGCCAGUUUGCCAUCGUGCGUAAGUGCAGAGAGAAGAGCACUGGGGUCGAAUAUGCUGCCAAGUUCAUCAAGAAGCGGCGACUGUCGUCAAGCCGGCGGGGUGUGAGCCGCGAGGAGAUCGAGCGAGAGGUGAACAUCCUACGUGAGAUCCAACAUAGCAACAUCAUUACACUGCAUGACAUCUUUGAAAACAAGACCGAUGUCAUCCUCAUCCUGGAGCUCGUAUCUGGAGGAGAGCUCUUUGACUUCCUGGCAGAGAAGGAGUCACUGACUGAGGAAGAGGCCACACAGUUCCUCAAGCAGAUCUUGGAUGGGGUUCACUACUUGCACUCCAAACACAUAGCACACUUUGACUUGAAGCCUGAGAACAUCAUGCUUCUGGAUAAGAACGUUCCUAACCCCAGAAUAAAGCUGAUUGACUUUGGCAUUGCACAUCAGAUAAAGGAAGGAAACGAGUUUAAAAAUAUUUUUGGAACUCCGGAGUUUGUUGCCCCAGAAAUAGUGAAUUAUGAACCCCUUGGCCUGGAAGCUGACAUGUGGAGCAUUGGAGUUAUUACUUACAUACUGUUAAGUGGAGCUUCUCCAUUUCUUGGAGAAACUAAACAAGAAACACUGACCAACAUCUCAGCUGUCAACUAUGACUUUGAUGAGGAGUACUUCAGCAACACAAGUGAGCUGGCCAAGGAUUUCAUCCGUAGGCUCUUGGUCAAGGAUCCCAAGAAGAGAAUGACUAUUGAAGACAGCUUGGAGCAUCCCUGGAUCAAGGUGAUAAAGCGGCGUAACGUACGUCAGGAGGACAGUGGGCGGCGGCCCGAGCGCAGACGGCUGAAGACCACACGUCUGAAAGAGUACACCAUCAAGUCUCACUCCAGCAUGCCACCCAACAACACCUACAUCAACUUUGAGCGCUUCUCCCGUGUGCUGGAGGAGAUUGCAGCAGCUGAAGAAGGUUUGCGGCAGCUGGAGCAGAACCAGCGAGCGUGCCGUGAUGACAUUGCAGCGCUUCUCUCCAUCUAUGAGGAGAAGGAGGGCUGGUAUCAGGAGGAGAACCAGAGCGUGGCCAUGGAGCUGGGCCGUGUGAGAGCUGAACUACAGCGCACUCAGGCUCAGCGCCGUCACAACCAGGAAGAGACCCGGGUCGCCACGCUGGCUGCCAACUCACUCAAGCGCAAGCUGGGCCGCCUGGAGAACCGCUACGAGGCAUUGGCUGAGCAAGUGUCUACUGAGAUGCACUGGGUGGAGGAGCUUGUGCGAUCCGUCACAGCCGGCCGCGAGAGCCACAGCACGGGCCUGGCCUGAGUUGGCCCAUGUGAGAUUUUACACAGGCAGCAUGGCCUAUAACCCGAACAGAACCAGAAACAUCAGGCAGCUGUAUUUAGUCCAUAACAUCUCUCACUGUGGUAGCAGCCACAAGGGUAACUCAUCAAUCUUAAGGUGCAUGUAAGUCAGGCCAUUUGGGAGCAUGCUGGUUGAAAUUAGAGCCUAAUGUAUGCACAUGUAUAUUUAAAUUAUGCACAUAUAUGUAAAUAUGCCCACAUGGGUCCAAUUACCAAAUGGCUACCAUCAUUGUGCUUUAGCUAUUGGGCCUACAAAUCAUUUUUUUUAUGGUUAAACCUCAGACUAUUGACUAUGGUUAAACCACAGACUAUUAAUGUUGCCACAUAGCCCACUGAUGAUCAGGGUUCUCUGUGAUGUAGAAGUGAGAAUCUCUGGCUCCAUGGUGUAUCAAAAGCUUGUUUGCUGCUUCUAUUGUGUAAUAUAGGUUUUCAUUUAUACCUUUAAUACUUUAAACAGAUAAUAUCUACCUACAUACUUAUCAAGUACCAUAUAAUAGUAAUUCUGUAAAACACUAAUAGUGUAUAUAACUAAUAAAGUAUUUUUAAGGUGCAAUAAUAA